This is a messenger RNA of Hyaloscypha bicolor E, 1194 nucleotides long. RefSeq lists its product as uncharacterized. Lineage: Eukaryota; Fungi; Ascomycota; Leotiomycetes; Helotiales; Hyaloscyphaceae. Bases 328 to 1083 code for a protein of 251 amino acids. The transcript has 3 exons. The record is from RefSeq and is a predicted model, not a curated record.
CAGACACGCACCACAACGAUCAACCCCUCAAGCAGUCAAACACCAAACAGUACUUCAGCUUGCCCUACCACCUUCACUCCUUAAUUUCCCCGCCUUCCUGCAUUUACGAAUAGCUGUUCGGGUAAGCUUUGAGCUCUAAGAUUACCCUUGCUCUCUUUGGACAUUAUUCGAGCUCUUUGGUUUGAAUCGGACAUCGGAUCACAUGUGAGGGGAGACGGCAUACAUCCUCGAAGCAAUCCAUCACAACAUCCCGAAGCUAGAGAGAAACGUCUCUUGAUUUCUCUUCUCCACACAUGCUAUGUUUCAACCAGGUGUCGAUUGAUUGAAAUGGCAUCAUAUCAUCGAGUUCUGAAAGUCUUUGGAAGGUCAGUGCAAGACAAAACGUUACAAUGUGAUUGUGAUAUACACCCCUGGGAAAUCCGUGUCAAUGAUGAAUCCUGGUCUGGAAGAAUUCGACUUAUUGGCUUCGUGGACGUUUUUUUUCUGAUCAGCUAUUCCGGGAGUUCACGUUUUCACGACGGCAUAAUCAUCUACAAGGACGAUGAUCAUAUCGAAAAAAUCUUGGCCGGGAAGGUAUUCAAUGAUAUCAACUUGCUGCCCACAAGUUCCAAGCCUAAAGACACGCCUCCAUCAACCACAGAGGAAAAAACGAACGACAUCAUCUUGACCCCCACGAGCUCUGAGCCAACAAGCACACCUGCUCCAGUCACAGAGCAAAAAACCAAAUACGCCAACUUCUCUCGCGACACAUUCUUCUACAUCGUCACCAGCAUCGGGCAUCCUAUUGGUCUUCAAACAAGGUACAAGGCCUCCAAUCUCAAAAAAUACACAAUUCAUCUCCGCAAGCAUCAGGACCCACUUUUAAAACGAAAGUACAAGAAUGCGCUCAAACAGCACGACACAUUGGAUAUGAUUCAGGAUGCGAUGAAGUUGGGGCUUGUGUCAUAUGCAGAAAUUCUUGGACAUGGGCUGGGUCAUAUUUAUAGAGGAGGUUCGACACUAGACGUAGGGAAGGGCUUUGUCGGAGGUCUUGGUGCGAGUAAAGAGAGAAAAUGGGCUGGAUUGAGUGGAGACAAGGCCUGAAAAUAGCUACCAAGAGCAGAUUAUGUGCUAUGAAUAAUGCUAUUUCGAAUUCGUUAUAGUAACUAGCAUAUCGCCCUGCCCUCAACUUAUCUAAGGAUACUAAGCUCUCCC